AUGGACGACGCCGAGGCGCCGCCAGAGGCGCGGCGGUUGAGUAUCGAAAAGGUGCCCAUCGUCCUCGAGGCGCCGCCACCAUUCGACGGGCUACCAGACGAAAUCAUCGAGCAGAUACUUCUGGCGACAGAUCCCAAUGGCUUCGCCUCGCUGAUGACGCUCAACCGCAAAUGGAGAGAUGUAUCACAGCGCCCGCACCUCUACCGAUACCACCUCUCACGAUGUCCGACAUAUGCAACGUCCCAUGCCAGCUUGCCGUCCGCCGAUGACGAAAACUUGCCCCGUCUGCGGCGCCUGUUCGCCAGGGAAGUCAAGCGAAACCUCUUCGAUUCCUACGUGCGGCCGAGCGUCACCAUUAUUAAACUCGUGUCCAAGGCCAUCAGCUCGUCGUCAUGUCCGGGAGGAGAAGGCAUGGGCUUCACCACGUCCCCAAAUGGCCACCACGUAUUGGCGUACAACUCAUCAAGGAUGUACCUGAUAAAUGCCCAAGGAUCGGGUAUCGAGAUGAAGCGCGAGUUCAAGAUGCUGCGCCGCCCGGUAUCGGCAUGCGUCUCCAACGAUGCAAGCCUCUUGGCCGUUCUUUCCACCGAGAUGCAAGUCGACAUUUACGAUCUAAAGCAAUCUCCACCCAAGCGGAAGCAGUCUAUGAUACUCGACAAUAACCCACGAACCAUUGCGCUGUCGCCUUGCGGCACUGUUCUCACAGCAGCAUAUGAUGGAGGCAUUGAGGUUCAAUCGCUAACCCGUGGAGCGUCUUCCACAGAAAGGCGCGCGGUUAAGUGUGAUGCAGUCGAUGCGUUGGCCUUUUCCUUUGACGGCACGCAGAUUCUUGGCACAACAUUACAUUCGUCUCCACCGAGCACGGUCGUCAUCACUGCGCCGUACUAUGAUCCCGGCGCCCUUGCCAUGGACGAGAGCGAAGAAAACCUCAGCGCAAUGUGGACUACAUCCAUCCUGUUCCCUAACUCGAGUCGAGACUGCAGCCAUGCCGUGCUUCUACAGGACGGUAGCCAGGAGGAGGCCGCUUGGGCAUUCGCAUAUGACCGUAGCUUCGAGACCUUUCGAGCCGUCCGGAUUGACGACCUUAGAAAUGGCACCACGUAUUUUACAGGCCCGGUGCCCAAAACAACCUCGCAGGCCAAGUUACUUCCUUGUACGCUGCCUUCAGCUACGUAUCAUGGUGAGUUGGUAUCGGCGUGUUUUCACGGUAGCGAAGUUUGGAUUUAUGGCGUGCCUGAGGACUUGACUGCAGUGCCUGAAGCUGCAUCAACCACCGACACUGCAUCUGGCCUGGCUCGUAGGAACAGCGCUCAGAGCCAUUCUUCACGAUCGCCAUCGACAAGGACACAGGAAGUUGCUAUUCCCACAGCUACCACUGGAAGGGUUCCCCAGUGGCAGAUUUUGUGCGAUAAGCUGAGGAACAACUUCGUGGCGGGGCACCAAACUUCGGAGCUUAUCGGCGUGAGCAAUGUGAAAUGGGUUUCUGGAUUCGGCGAUACGCCACUCAAGGAGAGGCUCAUUGUCACUGCCUCUGGAGUGGCAGGACCCAGGCUCGUCACCGAAGACGAGGACAUGGAUUUUGUCGAUGGCGGCAGAAUCGCUCUGGUGGAUUUUGGAUAUGCUUUCACCGACGGAACCAAGACUGAGAUCACCAUUGAGGUUGGAACUGAUGAUGCCGAGGUACUUGAAGAAGAGCAGCGCGAUAUAGAAACCGAAGUCGCCAUUGUGCGGCGAAGGACGGUAGCCCAACGUGGAGGGAGGAGAGGGGGGAGGAGAACCAGCCUGAUGCGGACUGCAACAAUCGCCGUUACUCCCACCUCUGCUACCGGACCGGGUAAUCAUCAUAUAGUCAACGAGGACGACGACCCCCUAGUACCAAGGACAUUGGGCCGCAAUCCUGGUGUAAACCGCCCAACCAUACAAGAACCCAUCGAUGACGACGAGUUCUUGUCGAUUGAGGAACAAGAAGCCAUGGACGCCCCCUAUGCACACUCUAGCCCGCGCUCAGGGACAACAUUGCGCCGGGCAGCUACAGUCGCCGCUGCCAACCGCUUACUGAAUCCUCGAACAGCUGAUGGGCGCCCCAUAGAGUACCGUCGGGCUGACGGUAGGAGAGAGCAUCCUCACGAGAGUGAUGCCGAUAAUUGGGAGCCGCCGCCACCUCCGUACCAGGCCGAAGAUCCUGGAGACACGCCUGCCUUUCUGCGCGGUCGCGCAAUUCUGGCACCUGCAUCACUCCCGGGGCAAACGCGACAGUAUCUGGCAAUGCCACCACCUCAACACCCUCCGGCAAGUCACAGUGUUCCACCUCAGCCGCCCACUCUGUUGAUUCCACCGAACUUAUCGUCGGUCCCGGCUCAUGGGGCUAGCCAUCUCAACGACCAAGGAUUAAACCAUAUUAGAUCCGCCAGCGACUCAACCGUAGUAAGCAGGCUACGAGUGGAUGAUGAAUUGCAUUUACCCCUGUCAAGCACGUCUGGCCCGUUAGAUCAUGAGGACAUAUACGACGUAUCUCCCCCGGCUUCACCAAUGAGGGUUCGGAGUCGAGAUAGUCAGUCCAUGGCUACUUCUCAGGAUUCCAUCACUGUCACGCCGCGACCAACGACUGCAACAUCGAGCACUUCGGUAGGGGUCUAUGAAAGCAGCCCAGCGACUGUAGGCCCUCUGGUUCAUCCUGAGUUCGACUUUGGCGGGCCGGGUCUUGGAUUUGAUACGUCUUCAAUUUCAGCGAUAGACGCCACCAGCGCCUCUAGUAAUAUUGUACGAAGGCUAUCAAAUGCACAAACUUGGCCAUUAGUAUCUCCAUCGUCUGAAAGUAAUGCAACGCCUUCUUCCUACACCGCUGAAACAAUGCGAUCAGUCUUGCCACCGGCCCCUAGCUCGGACCAAAUGGCCAGGCUGAUUCGGAGGGCCAGCCAGGGAAAUCCUCUUAACCUAGCAGGCAGUCUGCUCUCGACACAUGACCAGCAAAUACAGCGACCACAGCCGGUUGCAGGCUCACUGGCUCUAACCGCAGCAAAUGCGCCUCAUCUUGACAUUGAUCAACCCCUGAUCAUCAGCACCCCCGGUGGCGUGGGAGGUGCUUUUGAUCCCCCAGGGCGCAGGACAUCCCGCCGCGGUGAUCUACCGAUUGUAGCGCCUGUGCCCAGAAGGCCUCGCGCAACUGGUGGCUCUGCUGCACCUCCCACGGUAGAGAGGCUGGAAACCAUUUCUACUGGUCGUCCGGAACCCAUACAGCCCAACAACCUUGUCUUGCCGACGAGCCAAUCGAGAUCGAGACUCAACGACACCUGUGCGCGCGUUCCGUUCAUCGUCCGAGAUAAUAGACCCCUCAGAGCUCGUAGGCGAGUGGUUCGAAGGACUGGGAGAGCUAAAGGGGUUUGGAAUGGAAAGACGCUGUGA
This is a messenger RNA of Trichoderma virens Gv29-8, 3402 nucleotides long. RefSeq lists its product as uncharacterized. Gene Ontology annotation, molecular function: protein binding. NCBI's taxonomy places the organism in Eukaryota, Fungi, Ascomycota, Sordariomycetes, Hypocreales, Hypocreaceae. The record is from RefSeq and is a predicted model, not a curated record. The transcript has 4 exons. The coding region runs from base 1 to 3402 and encodes 1133 amino acids.